UUUCGAAGAAGAUGCGGAACUUUUUGAAUAUCAAACACAGAUGAAGGAAGGAAAAAAAAUUAUUGUCCCUCCUUCCAGGGAAGACCUGGUUUCUGUCCCUCCCCACGUCCCUCCUCGUGACCGCAUCCCUUUACCGAAAUUAACUGAGAGAGAAGUAACUCGGCGAGUGAAUGCGUUCCAAGAAUCCAGCGUCAAAGUUAACUUGAGUUCUUCCUCGCUGCCUUCUAUUUGCAUGUAUACUUUUUUCAACACCAACGGAGGAAUGAAUUGUAUGGAUAUUUCGGAGGACAGUAGCUUGAUGGCUGCCGGUUUUUCUGAUUCGCAAAUUCGCGUGUGGAGUUUGACAGGGACUUUUUUAUACGAGCUCAAGUCUAAUGAAGAACUCGAUGAUUUGGAAGAUUCUGAAUUUGAUUAUAAUUCAUUGUUUGAUAAAAGUACAGGCUCCCUUUGCAAAACUUUGAUUGGUCACAGUGGACCUGUUUUUGCUGUAAAGUUUAGUCCAGACAAUCGUUUCUUGAUAUCUUGUAGUGAAGAUACUACUGCACGUUUAUGGAGUUUGGAACUGUAUAGCAAUCUUGUAUGUUUUAAAGGCCACAACUAUGCUGUUUGGGACGUUGAUUUUAGUCCAAUGGGAACGUACUUUGCUACUGCCUCGUCCGACCGAACGGCUCGACUUUGGAACACACAAUAUAUAUAUCCACUUCGAAUAUUCGCUGGUCAUUUGGGCGACGUUGAUUGCGUUAAGUUUCACCCAAACUGCAACUAUUUGGCGACUGGCUCAAGCGAUAAGACUUGCAGAUUGUGGGACGUCCAGACUGGCACGUGCGUUCGUUUAUUUACUGGCCACACGGGCACCAUCUAUACGCUUUCUAUUUCUCCUAAUGGAAAAUAUUUAGCUUCUUCUGGAGAAGAUAAAGUUAUUAACGUUUUUGAUUUGUCUACUGGAAAGCAAUUUGGCUCUUUUAUCGGCCACUCUUCCUCUGUUUAUAGUCUUCAGUUUAGUUCUGAUGGAAACAUGCUUGCAUCAGCUUCUCAAGAUAAUACUGUUCGCUUAUGGGACUUUGCUGGUCUUGAUUCUACGCCACGACCUUCAAAUCUUCAGUUAGCAGCGUUUCCUACAAAAUGCACGCCAGUCGUGUAUACCCGCUUUACCCGCAAAAAUGUUCUUCUUGCCGGUGGUUUUUUUACUUCCUCGGAUUAA
Molecule: messenger RNA, 1201 nt
Organism: Zophobas morio
Lineage: Eukaryota; Metazoa; Arthropoda; Insecta; Coleoptera; Tenebrionidae
Product: transcription initiation factor TFIID subunit 5-like
Exons: 13
Coding region: 41-1201 (386 amino acids)
Biological process (GO): transcription initiation at RNA polymerase II promoter
Cellular component (GO): transcription factor TFIID complex
Molecular function (GO): protein binding; RNA polymerase II general transcription initiation factor activity
Source: RefSeq, a predicted model, not a curated record